This is a messenger RNA of Fusarium oxysporum Fo47, 898 nucleotides long. Its product is annotated as Hsp70 nucleotide exchange factor FES1. Bases 109 to 750 code for a protein of 213 amino acids. NCBI's taxonomy places the organism in Eukaryota, Fungi, Ascomycota, Sordariomycetes, Hypocreales, Nectriaceae. The record is from RefSeq and is a predicted model, not a curated record. Gene Ontology annotation, molecular function: protein binding. The transcript has a single exon.
UUGAAAAUUGAAAGCAAAUAUCAAAAGAUUAAUGUUUUUUGUUCUUACUCCUUCAACAAACUCAGCUCAAACAACAUAUCAAGAAACACACUAAAAAAACAAGGAAACAUGGAUGACAAGCGACUCAACGAACUCCUCAAAUGGAGUAUUGAGCAAUCAGAUGCCACCAGAAAUGAUCCUGAUGCUCCAGCUCCCACCACACAACUCACCCCAGAACUCAUGGCAUCGCUCAUGGGCGGUCCCUCUGACGCCGACCUGAUGAAGGCCUCUAUGGACAUAAUCACAUCGGACGAUGCUGAGCAGGUCUCUCUUGACGACAAACUCAUUGCCUUUGACAACUUUGAGCAGCUUAUUGAGGGUCUCGACAAUGCAAACAAUAUCGCAAAUCUCAGCUUGUGGACCCCACUACUCGACCAGCUCAAGCAUGACGAGCGAGAGAUGCGCAAGAUGGCAGCCUGGUGUGUGGGAACCGCUGUACAGAACAACGAGCGCACCCAGGAGCGUUUGCUCGCUAUGGGGGGACUUCCGCUACUUGUAAACCUAGCGACCCAAGAGGAUGAGCAUAACGACGUUCGUCGCAAGGCUGUGUAUGCGCUGAGCUCAGCGGUGCGCAACUACCAACCAGCGAUGGACCUCUUUGCCGAUGAGUUGACCAAGAGGGGUCACAAGACUGACAAGGUCGAUGCCACAAGCAUGGAGGCUGUCGACGAGGUGGUCAACGGAUUACGCGAGAAGAUCGGCAAGGCUUGAGAAACUUUGGUGGGAACAAACAUCAAAACAUAACGAACGGCUGCAUUGGGACGGAGUUGGGCGUUGGACUGAAGCACAGGGCGUGGGGUCAAGAGAGAUGAAGAAACCGGAGGGUAAUAAAAAUAGAAUGGUAUAGGCAAUUCGCCCU